Molecule: messenger RNA, 2721 nt
Organism: Lotus japonicus
Lineage: Eukaryota; Viridiplantae; Streptophyta; Magnoliopsida; Fabales; Fabaceae
Exons: 4
Coding region: 1-2721 (906 amino acids)
Biological process (GO): telomere maintenance; DNA repair
Molecular function (GO): DNA helicase activity
Source: RefSeq, a predicted model, not a curated record
AUGUACACUAUUGAGUUCCAAAAGAGGGGUCUUCCACACGCACACAUUCUUUUAUGGCUCGACGCAAGUAGUAAACUCAAAUCACCUGAUAUGAUUGAUGUUGUAAUAUGUGCUGAGCUUCCAGAUCCUGAGAGUGAUCCUAUGCUUUUUCAGGCUGUUUCAAACUAUAUGGUUCAUGGACCGUGUGGAUUAAGUAACACGAAAUCUCCAUGCAUGAAGGAUGGUCAAUGUUCCAAAUUCUUUCCCAAAGAAUUCAUAGAUCAUACAUCAUUUGACAGUGAUGGAUAUCCUAUUUAUAGAAGGAGAAAUACUGGCAUCACAACAAUCAGAAGAGAUGUGCCAUUGCAUAAUGGGUUUGUUGUUCCAUAUAAUACGAAGUUGUUGUUGAAAUAUCAAGCGCAUAUCAACAUUGAAUAUUGCAACAAGUCAAAUUCGAUCAAGUAUUUGUUUAAAUACAUUAAUAAGGGUGUCGAUCGGGUUACAAUGUCUAUGUCUGUUGGUGAAAAUGUCAAUGGGGUUGACGAGAUCAAACAAUAUUAUGAUUUUAGAUAUAUUUCACCAUGUGAAGUUGUGUGGAGAAUAUUCAAGUUCAAGAUCCACCAUAAAUGGCCACCAGUGAAGAAAUUGCGGUUUCACGUAUCCAACAAGCAGGUUGUUGUUUUUAAAAAUGAUGUUGCAGUGGAUGGUGUGCUAAAUCGUUCAAGAAAGAAAAUCACAAUGUUCAUGGCAUGGAUGAAGGCAAAUGCCAAAUAUGACAUUGCUAAGGAUUUAACUUAUGCUGACUUCCCUUCCAAGUUUGUGUAUGAUCGCGCUAAGUGCGAGUGGAGACCUCGGAAGCGAAGUUUCUCCAUUGGAAGAAUGAACUUCAUGCCUCCUGGAACCGGCGAGCUAUUCUAUAUGAGGCUAUUACUAAAUGUGCAACGUGGGUGUAGCAGCUUUGAAGAGUUGAGGACUGUGAAAAACCACACUCAUGAUACAUUUCAGGAAGCCUGUGAUGCGUUGGGUUUAUUGACUGACGAUCGACAAUUUAUUGAUGCUAUACAUGAGGCAUCUGAGCUAGGUUCCGGGCUUACAAUUGACGAGGAAAGUUUACGGAAACUUUGUUUGCUGGAGAUUGAAAAGAUUCUAUUGGUUAAUGGAAGAUCGUUGAAAUACUUCAAUGGCAUGCCCUAUGCUGAUUCAAACUUACUUGCUGAGUAUGGCAAUUUGCUAAUGUUUAAUGAAAUGAACUAUGAUACUAAUGAUAUGAGUCUUUUGCACACAGAAUGUAUGCAGAAGUUGAACCCAGGCCAGAUGAAUUUGUUUUGUGAGAUAAUGGCAGCUAUUAGUAGUGAUAAAGGGGGUUUCUUCUUUGUUUAUGGGUAUGGAGGUACUGGGAAGACAUUUCUUUGGAAAACUUUAACAUACAAACUUCGAGCUGAGAAAAAAAUAGUCUUGAAUGUUGCAUCUAGCGGUAUAGCAUCGUUGUUAUUACUAGGAGGUAGAACUGCCCACUCAUUAUUUUCCAUCCCUUUAAAUUUGGAUGAGGACUCAUGUUGUUUUAUAUCACAACGAAGCCCAAAAGCAGAAUUACUUCAAGCUGCAAGCUUAAUCAUUUGGGAUGAGGCCCCAAUGGUUAACAAAUAUGCAUUCGAGGCACUUGACAGAACAUUACGAGAUAUUAUGAAGGUGAAGGUAAAGGAUAGUAUGGAUAAACCAUUUGGUGGAAAAACUGUUGUAUUGGGUGGAGACUUUAGACAAAUAUUGCCUGUUAUAUCGAAGGGUAGCAGGGCAGAUAUUGUUAUGGCCACUAUUAAUUCGUCCCGUAUUUCGAAUGAUGGUGAAAGUGAAAUCUGUAUACCAGAUGAUUUUUUGAUUCAAGGUUCUUCAGAUUCAAUUUCUGAUAUUGUUAAUUUCACCUACAGCGACAUCUGUCAAGAAGCUGUAGGUGUGGAUUAUUUCAAAGACAAGGCAAUUCUUGCCCCAACAUUGGAUGCAGUUGCGUCUAUUAAUCAGCAUGUGCUAUCUCUUAUUCAGAGUGAAGAAACGACGUAUUCAAGUUCUGACACCAUUUGGAAGGUAGACGAACAAGUUGGAAUUAUGGCUGACUGGAUAACAACAAAAUUUCUAAAUGAUAUCAAGUGCUCUAGUGUACCUGAUCAUAAAUUAGUGCUGAAAAAGGGUGCUCCAAUCAUGUUGAUGCGUAACCUUGACAUAUCAUCAGGAUUGUGUAAUGGCACUAGAUUAAUCGUGGAGCAUUUAUGCCCAAAUGUCAUUGGUGCUACUAUUAUUACUGGUACGCACACUGGCAAAAAGACUUUUAUUUCCAGAAUGGAUUUGAUACCUUCAGACCCCAAUCUGCCAAUCAAAUUCAUGCGUCGUCAGUUCCCAGUGUGCCUAUCAUUUGCCAUGACCAUAAACAAGAGUCAGGGGAAGAGUUUAUCUCAUGUAGGUGUAUAUCUACCGAAGCCUGUUUUCUCUCAUGGUCAACUCUAUGUUGCUGUUUCAAGGGUGAAGUCAAGAUCUGGGUUAAAAAUUCUCAUUUAUGAUGAUGACAUUAGCAAACGUCAUGUCACGAAGAAUAUUGUGUACAAAGAGGUGGUGCAUGGUGGGACAAAAUUUGGAUUUUAUCAUGGAGCAAAUACUGGUGGUGUAGAUGAGGAUGACUACAAGCCUGAUCUCACUUCAUAUGUUUAUGUACCUUUGGAGCACUUGAUUCGCAUCCUCCCUAUUCUUAGCUAA